Hyaloscypha bicolor E is the source of this 938-nucleotide messenger RNA. RefSeq lists its product as uncharacterized. The record is from RefSeq and is a predicted model, not a curated record. Bases 305 to 886 code for a protein of 193 amino acids. Lineage: Eukaryota; Fungi; Ascomycota; Leotiomycetes; Helotiales; Hyaloscyphaceae. The transcript is spliced from 3 exons.
CGGAAGACAGGCACCCCCAGGCGUCCUACACAACUGAGUAAUUCUUGGAGAGUCAUACAGUCUUUUUUCCCAAUCACGUUGGAACUACUCAGCUUUCAUGUGUCAAUGUGGCUUAACUUGACCAAGAAUAACUCACAAUCCUUGGCGCAAACUUUCUAUCUGGAUCCUUCCAGAGGCAAUCCGUGACAGCUGAAAACAACAAAUUCGAUUAUGAAAACAAUAUUGAGUUAUGCCAGGAUUCCGUCUGCAAGGCUCGAGCACACCCAUCAUCUGACCUCAAACGCUCACCUAUCUGGUCCCAACUAUGGCAGCUCCUACCUCUGUUUCCCUUUCCCGGCUUGAUGGCAAAUAUGUCCUUAACAAGACCCUCUCAGACUCAGUUGUUUCACUGCUUGCACUUCAAGGGAUUUCCUGGCCAAUUCGCAAAGCCGCAUCAAUAGCCACGCCCAAGAUAUCAAUAAAGUCAGAGACUUGGGAUGAUGGUGUGAUCUGCAUCGAGAUUACCUCUGCAGUUUCUGGAAUGCCUGGGGGAGGUUCGACGGAAAAGUGCCAACUCGAUUGGAGCGAGUGGGAGAAGAAAGAUCCUAUAAUUGGCAACUACAAAGGAAAAAUGGGUUUGCAUAGUUUUGCUGAGCUCCCUGAGAAUGACUUCCUGAGAGGCAGGGUGGUGAAGGAUGGUGGCGAAGGGCUCGGUUGGUCUGAUGGGGAGGACGCCAAAUAUAUUGGAAUUGUGCUUCAAAGUAGCAAAGGUCGGUGGACAGGAGAGCAUAUUUGGGGAUUUGAAAUCAUCAACCAGGAAAGGAGGUACACAAGACGGAUGUUGAUCAAAAAGGGAGAGAAAGUUGAACUCGCUAGACUUGUAUAUGAUUACAUUGGGAUAGCAUAGACACUGGCUUCUUCGCAAGGAGAGAACUGCCUUCGAAAAUCAUCUAUUGCGC